Molecule: messenger RNA, 972 nt
Organism: Microthlaspi erraticum
Lineage: Eukaryota; Viridiplantae; Streptophyta; Magnoliopsida; Brassicales; Brassicaceae
Source: the annotation of a GenBank genome assembly
AUGGGAAGACUAAGGGAGUCACUUCCCGUGAUUCUUCUACUGUUUGCUCUUCUUCUCCGUCCAUCACUCUCUCAGGUGCUCGGAGAAUCUGAAUCAAUUAGAUCCCUUAUGGAAGAAGUAGAAGUAGGAGGCAAUGCUCCAGAAAUUCAUUGUUCCCGGCAAAGAAGUCGAGCAGCUUGGCAGAUUAUACAAGAUUAUUUGACGCCGUUUGUGGAAAGAGAAAGAUAUCAAAUCCCAAAGAAUUGUAGGCUUCAUCCUGAGAAUGAUUUAUACAGAGAUCAAGAAGAGCAUAAGACUCAUGUUGAUAUAUAUGAAUGGAAAUGUGGUUACUGCAAGAAGAGUUUCAAUGAGGAGAAGUUUCUUGACCAGCACUUCGAUACUAGACAUUAUAAUCUUCUCAACACGACUCAUACAAAGUGUUUAGCCGAUCUGUGUGGUGCGUUGCAUUGUGACUUUGUAUUGAGCUCCAAGAAGGCCAAGAGCAAGUGCAACACUGCAGCUGUUGCCAAAAACCGUCAUCUUUGCGAGAGUGUUGCCAAUAGUUGUUUCCCAGUGAGUCAAGGUCCCUCAGCUAGCCGUCUUCAUGAACACUUCUUGCGACAAUUCUGUGAUGCUCAUACAUGUACUGGAAGUAAUAAGCCGUUUCCUAAAGGAGGCAAGAAGAGCUCGGGUGUCUUCUACCUCGCCAUUUCAAUACUGACCUUGAUGCUACUCCCGCUCUUUUAUCUUCUUGUUUUCUUAUAUCAAAGAGAAAAGAGAACCGGGACACAAGACCUGCGUGAGAUCAGAGCCAAAUGUGUUAAAAUCCGAGAUUGGUUUGUUGAAUCACAAAUCUUCAACGUUGCUUCUCCUUCCAAGACCUUUCCUCAUUUGGUGUUGAUUCUCAAAUCAGAUACUUUAUGGAUUGAGUGUUACUUUGGGGUUUUGAAGCCAGUUGCUGUGGAUAUCAGAAAGGUUUCCAAAGACAAAUGA